Messenger RNA from Colletotrichum orchidophilum, 348 nucleotides. RefSeq lists its product as uncharacterized. The coding region runs from base 1 to 348 and encodes 115 amino acids. The transcript has a single exon. The record is from RefSeq and is a predicted model, not a curated record. NCBI's taxonomy places the organism in Eukaryota, Fungi, Ascomycota, Sordariomycetes, Glomerellales, Glomerellaceae.
AUGCUCCCGCUCGAUAACCAGACUGGGCCAUUCAACUUUCAGAUCACCGUUCCGGCUGGCUUCUUUCCACUGGGCCAUUGGCAUGCGGAUGUUUUGUUCCUGUCUUGUCUCGUCGAACCCCUUUUCCAAUUCUGCCUUGAUAGGCCUUGGUCGUUGCGUUUACGAGAACGUCAAAGGCCUCGUGCCUCUCGCCUCCUAGCGAAUCCCGUCGUCACACCUUCUGCCGGUCUCGCCUCCCGGCCACCCCGUAUUUUUACAGAGGCGACGACAACAAAUCGCAGCAGCUCAUUGUGGAGAUGCUGCGCGUCAUCCGCUCGCGCGCGCACAUGCUACUACAUUGCAAUUUGA